AUGUUGUAUUUCGAGACGAAGCUGUGGUUAUUGAAAUCUGUAUUGAUUUUAGGGUUAGGGUUUGGGGAUGCAAUUAAGGUACCGUUCAGAGUGAAGGACGUGCUUCCGGUGCUACCACGUCAGAUUUCAUGGCCAGUAAUGAAUAACAUUCACAGUGCUGUUGAUUUGAUGCCGCAAUAUAUUGGUUCAUUGACACCGAAUAAUGGGUCAAUUAAGUGGAAAGGCGCUUGCUUUUUUGAUACUGAGGCAAAGAUCGAGUUCACGGGGCCCGGUGAUCGCGGCCAAGGGGGCGGUGUUAUCUAUCUCUCGACUGCUGCUGCCCAUAGCUUGACGUGCAUGGAUCUGUAUGUUUUCGCCACACCUUAUAGAAUCACUUGGGAUUAUUACUACUUCUCUGCUCGUGACCAUACAUUGAAAAUCGAAUCUUGGGAGGAACAGGCAGAAUUGGAAUAUGUAAAGCAACAUGGGAUCUCAGUAUUUCUCAUGCCAUCGGGAAUGAUGGGGACAUUGCUUUCCAUGGUAGAUGUCUUGCCUCUGUUCUCUAACACUGGUUGGGGUCAGAAUGCUAAUAUAGCUUUUUUGGAGAAACACAUGGGUGCAUCAUUUGAGAAACGUGCUCAACCGUGGCGUACUAAUAUCAAUCCAGAAGAUGUUCAUUCUGGUGACUUUUUAGCCGUUUCAAAGAUACGUGGACGCUGGGGUGGAUUUGAAACACUGGAGAAGUGGGUCACCGGUGCAUUUGCCGGUCAUACAGCAGUAUGCCUGAAAGACGAAUUGGGCAAUCUUUGGGUUGGUGAAUCUGGACAUGAGAAUGAAAAGGGUGAAGAAAUUAUAGCGAUAAUUCCAUGGGAUGAAUGGUGGGAACUGGCGCUUAAAGAUAGUUCCAAUCCUCAAAUCGCAUUACUUCCUUUACAUCCUGAGAUCCGUGAAAGGUUUAAUUCUACUGCAGCGUGGGAAUAUGCUCGGACAAUGGCGGGCAAGCCAUAUGGUUAUCACAACAUGAUUUUUAGUUGGAUUGACACCGUAGCUGACAACUAUCCUCCACCUCUUGAUGCUCACUUGGUCAUUUCUGUCAUGUCUAUGUGGACAAGAGUGCAACCAGCAUAUGCAGCUAACAUGUGGAAUGAAGCUCUUAAUAAGCGACUUGGGACUGAGGAUCUCGACCUGUAUGGAAUUCUAGCCGAGACUGAAGGACGAGGCAUAACCUUUGAUCAAUUACUCACUAUUCCCGAACAAGAUGACUGGAUCUACAGUGAUGGGAAGUCUACAACAUGUGUUGCCUUUAUUCUGGCAAUGUAUAAAGAGGCCGGAGUCUUUGCUCCAAUCUCCGAUUCAAUUCAAGUAACUGAGUUCACGAUCAAGGAUGCCUACAUGCUCAAAAUUUUUGAGAACAAUAUGACACGCCUUCCGAAUUGGUGUAACAAUGGGGAAGAUCGGCUGCCAUUCUGCCAGAUUUUAGGCGAGUAUCGAAUGGAAUUACCGUAUUAUAACACACUAGAGCCGUAUGCUAAAAUGAAUGAGAAUUGCCCUUCUUUGCCCCCAAAUUAUGAGAGGCCUAUUAGUUGCUGA
Messenger RNA from Fraxinus pennsylvanica, 1569 nucleotides. The record is from the annotation of a GenBank genome assembly. NCBI's taxonomy places the organism in Eukaryota, Viridiplantae, Streptophyta, Magnoliopsida, Lamiales, Oleaceae.